AUGGCGAACCUCAGAUCAAGGGGCAACCUGACGUGCUUUUACUGCGGCAAACGCUCCUCGCUUUCGAAGAAUGGCGAAAUCACCGAUCCUCCUGUUGCAUCAACAACCUCAACAACUCAGCCCACACAAUACGCCAUACCACGGUCGCAGUCCCCCGAGCCAGCGGCGCAAGCACAAAGCAUAUUCUGUUCGACAUGUCUCAAGAACCAACAUCUAUUCACCGCAUCCCUGGCGCAGUAUCUCCCGGAAGAUCCCGAUCAUCCCGAAAACGCGCAGCUCGAGAAGAAUUACUACAAGUUUCGACGACGGCUCGAAGAGCGGUACCCGCAAAUAUGUACAGACUGUGAACCCAAGGUCCUGGCUCAGGUGCAGCAUGCUGGCUAUACUGCGCGGACCGAUCAUCUGCGGCGCAUGAUGGAGAGGAGUAGGCAGCGGCGCGCCUCGCCGAAACGAUGGACCGCUCUCGACAUGGCUGACACACUUGGACGGUGGUUUUGGCUCGCUGGGUUGACGGGCCAGUUGCUCUGGCACUUCGCGAUAAUGGCCGAUGCGCUGUCGAUCACGACAACUGGGCCUUUGCGUGACCCAGACGAGCUCCCACCAGCAUGGACUUCCGUCCUCCGCGGGAUGACAGAUGCCCUCCCUCAAUCUUCUGUGUUGGUACGCAUGAGUUUCUGGGCCAACCUGCUCUGCAUUUGGUGGAACCCAAAAUUCGCCCAGGUCUUCCGCGGCUUCUCAAAACAUAUCCACGGUCUUCCCCAGUGGUAUAUUUUUCAAGGACUGGUCCUGCUAGUGCGAUUUCUCGGUGUUAAGAUAACCGGUUUUGCUGGUGCCGGAGAAGGUCGCACCAGCGCUCAAAUCAGUCUACACGCGUUGCUUGCCUUUGUGGUUGUCGUUCUCUACGCACUCGCGCAAAAGUCAGUACAUGUUGACACAACACCACUGUUCCCGUCUUCCUCGACGCCUUUGGCACUUUCGCCAGCCCGGCCUCGGGACAUUGCGAUAGAGACCGGCACAGGGACAAAGAGCCUGUCAAAUCUACUCGAUGACAUACUCCGCGAGACGCCAAAAGCGUCGAUGGUGAUACCAACGAGGCCAAGUCCCUCGCCUAAAGAAGCCACCUCGCCUAACCCAGAGUUGCAACCAAUUUCUGGGAUCAGCUCCCUUGGCCUUUCUACUGCCGCCGCUCCUGUGCAAUACUCGGAAGAGAUGGAAUGGUCUCCCACGCAGUCUAAGCAUCGUGCUUUCAAUGACUUUGGUACACCUGGACGCCAAAGCCAAGCAUUUGGCGACUCUCCCACGAACCCCUCGGCUAGUCCAUUCUGGUACAAGGUGCCGCCCGCGCCGACAACUCCAGCGGAAAGACUGCGCAAGGCUUCCAACCCUAUUCUCAGGAGCAAGCCUGUAGGGCCAGAAGCUGUGUUCUUCCCGACGAACAGUCAGCCGUUGAACACAGGCGCUCGCACAAGUGAUAGCAACAAGUCGAAGCGCAAGGUGUCUUUCGCGCAACCAUCAUUCUUUGCUUCGCCCAAGUCCAAUUCCAGCGAUCCACGGAGCACGCUGGCUGACAUGUUAGGUUCGAGCUUCAACCUCAGCCAGGACGGAGACUCCGACCAAGACAGUGCAAACAGGGAGAGACCAGAAAUAGAGAUGAAGAUGAUUCGGCCGCUGAGGAACCCUGCAGCUCGCGACCGUUUCAUAGAUAUAUUUACCCUAGGCAGCCUUAUCGCAUCCUGGCUGCAUGUAACGUCGGCACCGCACACCUACACCUGGGAUGUGAUGCUCGGUUCCAUGGCGCUCAGUGUCGCUGUCGCUCUGCACCUGACCAGCGACGCAUUUUAUGGGUUCCGAAUCGGCCAGAUACCUCGCCAGCUUGCCAUGGCCAACUCGAUUUUGGGCGUUGCUGAGGUGGCGGCAGCUUGCAUACUGUCAUUUCAGGUUUGGGCUACGCCGCGAGGCGAUGAACGCGAGGCGUUCGGCGUGCAAGGUCUGGUGGUGAUGAGUCUGAUGCUCUGCCAUGGGCUGGUCAACAUGGCAGUCUAG
Messenger RNA from Verticillium alfalfae VaMs.102, 2043 nucleotides. RefSeq lists its product as hypothetical. The record is from RefSeq and is a predicted model, not a curated record. Lineage: Eukaryota; Fungi; Ascomycota; Sordariomycetes; Glomerellales; Plectosphaerellaceae. The transcript has 3 exons. Gene Ontology annotation, cellular component: chromosome, centromeric core domain; nuclear inner membrane; mitotic spindle pole body. The coding region runs from base 1 to 2043 and encodes 680 amino acids. Gene Ontology annotation, biological process: nuclear inner membrane organization.